Molecule: messenger RNA, 2851 nt
Organism: Choloepus didactylus (southern two-toed sloth)
Lineage: Eukaryota; Metazoa; Chordata; Mammalia; Pilosa; Megalonychidae
Gene: MICALL2
Product: MICAL like 2
Exons: 17
Coding region: 143-2758 (871 amino acids)
Molecular function (GO): protein binding
Source: RefSeq, a predicted model, not a curated record
CGCUCCCUCCCGCCCGGGUCCGGCUCAGCUGCCGCGGGUCGCCGCUCGGCCUGUGCGUCCGUCGGUCGGGCGGCUCGGCUCUCCGUCCGUCGGUCCGUCCGUCCGUCCGCCCGGCGCCCCGGCGCCCCCGCCCCGCGCCCGCAUGGCCGCCAUCCAGGCGCUGCAGCAGUGGUGCCGGCAGCAGUGCGAGGGCUACCCGGGCGUGAGCGUCACCAACAUGACCACCUCGUUCCGCGACGGCCUGGCCUUCUGCGCCAUCCUGCACCGCCACCGGCCCGACCUCAUAAACUUCGAUGCUCUCAGGAAGGAAAACAUUUAUGAGAACAACAAAUUGGCCUUCCGCGUGGCCGAGGAGCAGCUUGGCAUCCCGGCCCUGCUGGACGCGGAGGACAUGGUGGCCCUGAGGGUGCCGGACCGGCUGAGCAUCCUGACCUACGUGUCCCAGUACUACAACUACUUCCACGGCCGCGCCCCCAUUGGGGGCGUGGCCGGCACGAAGCGGCCCCCCGAGGGCUGCGAGGAGGAGCCGCGGGGGAAGAAGGCCCCGGCCCAGCUGCAGGGGCGGAGCGCGGGGGCGGAGCGCGCACCCCCAAAGGCCGUCCGGGCCGGCGGCUCCGUGAGCAGCACCUGCGCGGCCUGCGGCGGUCACGUGCACCUGGUGCAGCGGCACCUGGUAGACGGCAGGCUCUUCCACCGCAACUGCUUCAGGUGUGAGCGGUGCUCCAGCACCCUGCGCUCGGGGGCCUACAGGGCCACUGCAGAGCCGGGCGUCUUCGUCUGCACCAGCCACCCCACCACCACCCACUCUGCAAGCCCCGCGCCACCAGACCUGGCCGCCCCCACAGACCCCAGGCCCCCCAGAGCCCUGGGGAAGGCCCGGGAGGUGGCUGAGCCUCGAGAAGCAGGGCCAGGGACCCGGUGGUCAGCUCGGGAGCCUGUGGUGGGCAACUCCACUGCCAAGGGUUUUGUUCUGGCUGCCCCCAACCCUGCCACCACCACCUCCUCCCUCGCCCUCAUGGGGGUCCCGGCCCAGCCCAGGCUCUCCACGGGCCCCAGGGCUCCUGCCCCCUUGGGCGGCAAGGCCGGCACGCGGGUGACCAACAGCUCCCUGGCAGGCUGGUCGUUGCCGGCUCGGGGCACCGCGGCUGUCAGCCCCUGCCCCGCCAUGCCCCCGGCUAUCCCGGACCCUCACCUGGCCGUGUCACAGGACUGGGCCUCCUGGCGAGGGGCUCAGCCGGAGCGCAGCCCAAGCCCGGCGUCUCUCGGCACAGCCGCCCCAGCCUGGACCCCGUCGGCCUCCAGGACCCAGCAGGCCCGGGAGAAGUUCCUCCAGACGCCCACGGUGCCACCCAGCAGCGGCCUGGCCCCGGGGCCUGAGAGAGCAGCGCUGGGGCGCCCGGCUCCCGUGGACGCACCCUCGGGGGACGGCAGCAGGCAGCAGGCACUGAGCUUCCUCAGGAAGACCCUCCCGGGGCUCGGGGCGACGGGCGCUCAGGCACCUGGCAGGCCUGCCCCAGCCGCCUCCCCUGCCCCCAAUUCCCGUCCCAGAGCCGAGGGGUCUGCAGCCAGCCCCUCAUCCAAGCCCUCCCCAUCGGCGUCUCCCCCGGCUCCCAGAGCUGCUACGAGGACUGGGCCGUCAUCGUCCCUGGGUGUGGACACCACCCCCCAGUCAUCCGUGUCACCCCAGCUGGGCAGGAAGGGCCCAAGUGUGUCCUCGGGUGCCAGUGGGGGAGCUGCUGGCCCCGGGGUGAAGCCAGAGGCCCCGAUGGUGAAGGGCCCAAGCGCCAGCCCCCAGGCAGGGGGGGAGGACGGGCCGACCGGAUGGAGGGCACGUCUGAAGCCCGUGGCCGUGAGGGCCCCCGCGCAGAGGGCUCUGGAGCUGAAGGAGCCAGGGGGGCCGGGAGAGCUGAGAGCGGGCGAUGUACCCAGGAAGGUCUCAGGGAGCCCCAAGGGGGGCGUCCGCAUUACGCUGACCCCCGUGCAAGCUGAGCGAGUGCCGGACACAGCUGGUCCUGGGCCCAGCCUCUCAGCAGCUGCAGCCCCCUCCCCGUCCCACCGCAGGAAGCUGGCCAUCCCUGCCAGCCUGGACAUCUCUGGGGACUGGCUGCUGCCCGAGCCCCCCAGACGGAAGGAGGAGGACAAACCAGGGAUGCCCUCGGGCCCAGCCGGCGUCCCCCCUCCAUCCGACAAGGCCGUGACCUCCCCCGUCAGGCUGCACCCCGACUACGUGCCCCAGGAGGUCAUCCAGAGGCAGGUGCAGGACAUCGAGCGGCAGCUGGACGUCCUGGAACUCAGGGGCGUGGAGCUGGAGAAGCGGCUGCGGGCGGCCGAGGGAGAUGACUCGGAGGAUGCCCUCAUGGCGGACUGGUUCCGGCUCAUUCACCAGAAGCAGCUGCUGCUCCGGCUGGAGUCGGAGCUGAUGUACAAGUCCAAGGAGCAGCAGCUGGAGGCGCAGCAGCUGGACAUCGAGGGCGCGCUGCGGCGGCUGAUGGCCAAGCCUGAGGCCCUGAAGUCGCCCCGUGAGCGGCAGCAGGAGCAGGAGCUGCUGCAGCGGUACGUGGGCACCGUGAACGACCGCAGUGACAUCGUGGACUGCCUGGACGAGGACCGGCUCCGGGAGCAGGAGGAGGACCAGGUGCUGCAGGACAUGAUCCAGAAGCUGGGCCUCCGCAGUGGCGGCGGGGACCAGAGGAAGAAGUCCAAGUUCAGCUUGUCCAAGAUCUGGUCUCUCCGGAGCAAGAAUGGGACCCCCGAGUGAGCCGCGGGGGGCUGCACGGACCCCCCUGCUCUGGGCCCGGGCACUGGGAGGGGCGCAGGGCAGGAGCCCCUCAAUAAAGAGGCUGCCACGUGA